Messenger RNA from Pelecanus crispus (Dalmatian pelican), 2650 nucleotides. Lineage: Eukaryota; Metazoa; Chordata; Aves; Pelecaniformes; Pelecanidae. The record is from RefSeq and is a predicted model, not a curated record.
AUGGGUCCCCGGCGGAAAAAUGUGAAACCAUGCUCAGUGAACAGGGAAGGCUCUGAGUCUACCAAAGCUGAUGAGCCAAAAGAUUACAUGAACCAACUCUCUCAUGAAGUGCUUUGCCACAUCUUUAGGUACCUUCCCUUGCAGGAUAUCAUGUGCAUGGAAUGCCUGUCCAGGAAGCUGAAGGAAGCAGUCACUCUUUAUCUGCGAGUGGUGAAGGUUGUGGAUCUAUGUGCAGGCCGUUGGUGGGAAUACAUGCCCACUGGUUUCACUGAUUCCAGUUUCCUAACGCUGCUGAGGAAGAUGCCAGACAUUGAACAACUUUAUGGUCUUCAUCCCAGGUAUCUUGAAAGACGCAGAGUCCGUGGCCAUGAAGCUUUCAGCAUUCCUGGAGUUUUAGAGGCUUUGCAGGCCUGUCCAAAUCUGCUGGGUGUUGAGACCUCUCAUUUAGAGCUGGUGGAAGCGAUUUGGACGUACAUGCCACAAGUUCACAUUUUAGGGAAGUUUCGUAAUCGUAAUGGUGCUUUUCCAAUUCCUCCUGAGAACAAGCUGAAAAUUCCUAUAGGAGCUAAAAUUCAGACUUUGCACUUAGUAGGGGUGAAUGUCCCUGAGAUUCCUUGUAUCCCAAUGCUGAGGCACCUUUAUUUGAAGUGGGUGAGACUCACCAAACCACAGCCUUUUAAAGAUUUCCUUUGUAUCAGCUUACGCACUUUUGUCAUGAGGAACUGUGCUGGACCCACAAAUUCUUUGAAGUAUGUUCCCCUAGUGACGGGCCUGGCUUCUGCUCGAAAUUUGGAGCAUUUAGAACUGGUUCGUGUUCCAUUUCUUGGAGGACUUAUCCAGCAUGUAGUAGAAGAUAGCUGGAGAUCAGGUGGUUUUAGGAAUUUGCACACUAUAGUUCUGGGAGCUUGCAAGAAUGCACUUGAAGUGGAUCUUGGCUACCUCAUCAUAACUGCUGCACGAAGGUUGCAUGAAGUGCGGAUCCAGCCUUCCUUGACCAAAGACGGUGUUUUUUCUGCUUUGAAGAUGGCUGAACUGGAAUUUCCACAGUUUGAAACUCUUCAUCUAGGAUAUGUUGAUGAGUUUUUACUACAGUGUAAAAUGACGAAUGGAGACUUGGUGAAGUACGGCUUGGCUGAUGUGGUUGAAAAUCCGGGAAUUAUUACAGAUAUUGGUAUGAAAGCUGUAAAUGAAGUUUUUUCUUGCAUCAAGUAUCUGGUCAUUUACAACUGCCCACAUCUACAUAACCCAAAUAAUUGGAUCACAGAUCAUUCAAGGUGGACCCGACUGGUUGACCUCACCCUGGUGCGAUGCCAUGCGAUAAAGCUAGAUUCUUUUAGUCAGUUCAUUGAGUUAUUGCCAAGCUUAGAAUUUAUUUCUCUAGACCAGAUGUUCCGUGAACCUCCUAAGGGUUGUGCUCGUGUGGGCCUAAGUGCAGGCACAGGAAUUGGUGUCUCAUCUGCCCUAGUCAGCAAUCAGAACUCUAACAAUGACAAUGACAACAACAAUAACCACCAUAAUAAUAAUAAUCCAAACAUCCACCACAACAAUCACCAACACCCAAAUGACCCGAAUGAGGAGAAUGAGCUGCGCCAAGAUGGUCAAGCUGAAGAGCAGCAGAUUGCAGCUGAGGCACUCAAUGAGAUGGAGGAGGUGCCACAGGAAGAAGGGAUGGCUGCGGGGCAGGGCCAGAAUGAGCUCCCAGCUCCCAGCCAGGCUGUUGUUCCUAUGGAGGUUGACGAAGAGCAAGCAGGACCAAGUGGCAUUCAGCCUGUAGUAAAAGCAGCACCUAUUACUGUCCAUGAUUCAGACAGUGAGGAUGAGGAAGAGAACAUGGGGACUUCAAGAGCCUGCAUCUCUAACAGCAUUGCACAGAAUUACUCAGAUGGAGAAGAGAAAAGCAGAGAUCCAGUGGAAAUUAGAGAAUCUUCAGUGAGCGGAAAAGGCAAGACACCACUGCGGAAGAGAUGUAGUGCCAGCCAAGUGGGCCAGACAAAGCAGUUCCACGCUGAGGAAAGCAGCUGUGAGAAAGGUUGUCAGGUAACAAGUGAGCAGAUUAAAGCAGACAUGAAAGCAGCAAGUGACAUGCCUGAAAGGAACAAAAGCAAAGAUUCUUAUCCAGGUUGCAGUAAUGCUACAGGAUCAACGGGAACAUCCAGCUCCUGCAGUGCUGCUUCUCCUAGCCCUGACUGUGCACAGACAGCUAACAGCCACUCUGCUGGCACCAGUCCAGCAACUGGAGAUGAAUCCAGGCAGUGUGUCUGCUCGCCUUGUAAAAGUGAAGGCUCCAGUGAGAGAGAGACCGAGGAGAGCUCUGUUUGUUCCAGGUGUUCCCACUACAAGUCACAGGACGCACAACAGAGGACUAGUGGGUGUUACGAUGGGGAUUGCCCAUCCACGAGUACAGCCUGCAGGAAUGGACCAAAUAGUACUGGGUCAGAUUUUGCACUUAGGACUCUGCCGAACUGUGGGCCUCCAGGAGAGACAAGUGAUGAGAGGACUAGUGGGAGUGCCUGCGGGCCUGCCAAUGAGGAGGAGAGCACAGGCUCCCAGAGAAGGAGCUGUGAGAUGGUGUAUAAAGAAGAGUAUCCUCGCCGACCACUAACAAGAGCUAGAAGCAAGCUGUCCCAUGUCCCGCUGGUGUCAGAGUCAG